CGAAAAAAUUUAAAUAAAAACAUUAGGGAGACCUAUGCCUGAUUUGAAAUUAAUACAAGUCAUUAAAAAGAAAACACGUCAAUUUACGCGUUCAUUUACCAAUGAUACUUACACGAAGUAUAAUAAUUGGCUCUGUGGUUAUGAUAAACGUAAUGCAGUUUUUUGUUUUUCGUUUUUAUUAUUUGGUGGAGAAAUGGUAUGGACCAAAAUAGGAAUGAUAGAUUUAAUUCAUUUAAAUGAUCGAAUGAAAAAACACGACUUAACUGUUAAACAUAUGAAUAACACCUUGAAUUUACCAAUUUCAGGUAAAACAAAUAUUCUUUCAAUGUUGGAUAGCAGUUACAGAAGAGGUAUAGAGCUACACAAUGAAAAAGUUUCCAACAAUCGAUACAUUUUGAAUGUAACUAUUAAUUGCAUUAGAUUUUCUAGCGCUUUCGAAUUAGCAUUGAGAAGGUAUGAUGAAAAAGAUACAUCUUUGAAUCCAGUAAUUUUUCGUAGUUUUGGACGAAGUUGUUCACGACGUUUGCCUAAAGCAGCUCAAACAAGAUGGAAUUUUCAUUCUAGAACAGUAAAUAUUGUAUUCGAGUAUAAGGAAGAAUUAAUUACUUGCAUGGAAAAAAUAAUAAGUGAUGAAUCCAUUAAACAUAUACCUACUAUUGAACAGGCAUCGCGACUAAAAAGAACAUUACUUGAUAAUACAUUUAUUUAUUGGCUUACAAUUUUUCACAAUAUCAUGCCUCAUGUCGAUAUAUUGUAUAGUCAAUUGCAAAAAAGAGAAACUGAUUCAACAACUGUGAAAAAUAAUAUUGAAAAUUUUAUUAGAGAUUUUCAAAAUUAGAAACCAAAUGGGAACGUUAUGUGAAGGUAAUUUUGAACAAAGUGGUAAUAAAAGAAAACACAGAGAAGGCGAACUAAAACGAGAAGCAAUUGAAGUGUGUGAUAAUAUUAUAUCUCAAAUAAAAGAAAGAUUUGAUUUUACUGGUCAUCUGGUUGCUUAAAAUUUAUUUUUGGCCGAUAAUUUUGAAAAAUAUAAUAAGCAUUUUCCAGAUGAUUAUUUUAAUGAAACUAUAAAUGUACAUCCAUAUUUUGACACUAAAAAACUAAAAACCAAGUUACAAUUAAUCUAUAGCAGAACUGAAUUUAGAUCCAUGAGUGGAACUGUUUCAUUAUUAUCAUUUAUACAAUCUGAAAACCUUACUGGUACAUUAGGUGAGAGCAUGAAGCAGUUAAAAAUUAUUAUUACAAUACCAAUGUCUAAAGCGGAAUCAGAAAUGUGUUUUUCUACAUUAAAAAGAAUCAAAACAUUUUAAAGUAAUGCAUCAAGAAAAAUUAUUGGUGUUAGCAAUGCUAUCCAUCGAAAGAAACUUUGUAAUGAAUAUAACUGAUUUCAAUAAUAAAGUCAUAGAACAACAAUUUGCCAAUUCCAAGGAGAGAAGAAUUGACUUUAUAUAUAAAAAUAUUUAAUUUUUUUGUGUACCUACUUUUUAUAAUUAAUUAUGACACUGUUGCUUAUUG
Messenger RNA from Sipha flava (yellow sugarcane aphid), 1515 nucleotides. RefSeq lists its product as uncharacterized. The transcript has 2 exons. Bases 35 to 838 code for a protein of 267 amino acids. The record is from RefSeq and is a predicted model, not a curated record. Lineage: Eukaryota; Metazoa; Arthropoda; Insecta; Hemiptera; Aphididae.